AUGAUGGCGGUCAUGUAUGAGGACUCAAUGAGCAGCUCGCAAACAGCACUUUCCAUCGCUCUUGGGGGCGUGGUGGUCCACACCGUGUACUUUCAACGUUACGAGUACCACCGCCAUUUGUACAGCCUUCUCGGCAUCUCGUUUGCGAUCACUGCGUUCUAUCCGUACUUCUUGUAUCGAUGGCUUGCAAAAUCUCCAGCGGAUUCCAUCUACAUUGCUACAUUCCAUGGUGGCUCUCUCGUCGGCGGUGCUGUGUUGAGUACGAUCCUCUAUCGCCUAUUCUUGUCACCCUUGAACCGGUUUCCUGGCCCAUUUUCCGCACGCUUGACCGAUUUUUGGUUGGCUUUCCAUGUCGGCAAGAAGCUGAACCAGUACCAAAGGCUGCAGGAUUUGCACCGACGAUACGGCCGGAUUGUACGCACUGGCGCAACCCAUCUCUCCAUAUCAGAUCCUACCUUCGUGGAGCCGGUGCUGGGAUACAAUGCUACCACAGUCAAAGGAGCUUGGUACGACAUCGACUACCCCCAUCACUCUCUUCACGAGGAGCGAGACCCAGCAAAGCAUGAAGCGAAACGAAGGCUUUGGGCGCCAGCCUUUUCGGUCAGCGCUCUACGUUCUUAUGACAGGGAGAUUCAACCUGUGAAUCGCAAGUUCGUGCAACGUAUCACCGAGCUCGAGGGCGUUCCCAUGAAUAUAACGUACUGGAUCUCGAUUCACAUGUUCCUCGUCAUGCAGGCCACCGUGUUUGGCAAGCAUGAUGCUCUUACCGGUAGCGGAGAAGCUGCUGCUAUGGUCGAAGUCCUCUCGAGUGGUAUGGAAAUACUGGGUCUGGUGCUGCCCCCUUGGUUCAUUCGUCUCUUGAAGCUCAUACCAGGCAAUCCGCUGGCAGAUUUCCAUGCCUUUACCAACCGAGAGUUGGAGAACGCAGUGCGAUCCAACUUUUAUCUUGGUAAAGAUGCGGACCAUCCAAGCAGCCGGAGUAUGGUGUCUUGGCUCCACAGGAUCUACGAGCAUGAGCCAGAUCCAGCGACCAACGCCCUAUUCAGAGUGGACGCCAGACUACUUAUCACGGCAGGCAGCGAAACGAGUGCAUCUGCCAUGAUAUAUCUCUUUUAUCUCUUGGCAAAGCAUCCCGACCAUGUACUGAUAAUCCGAGAGGAACUUGGAGCAUGCAUCCAAGGAGUUGAAUCGUGGUCGGAUGUCGACAUCAAUAGCUGCAAGCACCUAAAUGCAUGCAUCAAGGAGGCAUUGAGACUCUUCCCUCCUGGACCCAGCGGUGUCUUUCGCCUCACUCCACCACAAGGGCUGCAAGUCGGAGAGAUCUACAUCCCCGGUAACACGAACAUACAGCUUCCGACUUUCAGUGUUCAUCGCGACGCAUCCGCGUAUGUGCAAGCUGAGGCGUUCAUUCCAGAGCGUUGGUAUAGCAAGCCCGAACUCAUUAAGAACAUCAAUGCGUGGGUACCCUUCGCGCACGGGCCUUACCAAUGCAUCGGGAAGUCUUUGGCCAUGAUGGAGAUUCGAUCCUUGACUGCAAAGGUCUUAUUGGCACACGAUGUGCGUCUUGCACCAGGGGAAGACGGUUCUCUUCUACUGAACGAGUCGAAGGAUCAUUUCAGCAUGUCGCUUGCACCCUUGAAUCUAGUCUUCAAUCGAGUAAAGUGA
This is a messenger RNA of Fulvia fulva, 1665 nucleotides long. RefSeq names its product Cytochrome P450 monooxygenase lcsK. Gene Ontology annotation, molecular function: iron ion binding; monooxygenase activity; heme binding. Bases 1 to 1665 code for a protein of 554 amino acids. The record is from RefSeq and is a predicted model, not a curated record. NCBI's taxonomy places the organism in Eukaryota, Fungi, Ascomycota, Dothideomycetes, Mycosphaerellales, Mycosphaerellaceae. The transcript is spliced from 4 exons.